Molecule: messenger RNA, 963 nt
Organism: Ornithorhynchus anatinus (platypus)
Lineage: Eukaryota; Metazoa; Chordata; Mammalia; Monotremata; Ornithorhynchidae
Product: olfactory receptor 14A16-like
Exons: 1
Coding region: 1-963 (320 amino acids)
Biological process (GO): G protein-coupled receptor signaling pathway
Cellular component (GO): membrane
Molecular function (GO): olfactory receptor activity; odorant binding; G protein-coupled receptor activity
Source: RefSeq, a predicted model, not a curated record
AUGUCCAACAUCUCCACAGUGACGGAAUUCCUCCUGCUGGGGUUCUCGGAGGUCCGGGAACUGCAGCUGGUCCACGCUGCACUAUUCCUCCUCGUCUACCUGGCGACCCUGAUGGGGAAUCUCCUCAUCGUCACCGUCACUGCCCUCGACUGGCGCCUCCACACCCCUAUGUAUUUCUUUCUCAGCAACCUGGCCCUCAUCGACCUCUGUCUCAUCUCCGUCACAGUCCCCAAGUCUGUUGUCAACUCCCUGACCAACAACAGAUCCAUCUCUUUCCUGGGAUGUGUUUUACAAGUUUUAUUCUUCAUAUCUUUGGCAUCCACUGAAAUGAUCUUGCUCACCGUGAUGUCCCAUGACUGCUAUGCCGCCAUCUGCCACCCCUUGCGCUACGAAGUCGUCAUGAACAGAUGGGCUUGUGGGAAGAUGGCGGUCGCCUCCUUGCUCAGCGGUGGCCUCUCCAGCCUCAUACACACGGCCGCCACCUUCUCCAAGCCCUUCUGUGGAUCCAACGUGAUCCAGCAUUUCUUCUGUGAUGCUCCCCACCUCCUGGGCCACGCUGACUCCACUGUGAUCCUCAGAGAAGUCGAAGUCACAACCUUUACUACAGGCCUCCCCCUGCUCUGCUUCAUUUCCAUCAUCGUCUCUUAUGUCCGUAUCUUCUCCGUUGUGCUGAAAAUGCCAUCGGUGGAGGGCCGGUCUAAAGCCUUCUCCACCUGUCUGCCCCACCUAAUCGUCAUCACUCUUUUCCUCUCCGUGGGGGCCUUUGCCUUUCUAAAUCCGAAGUCAAAUGGUCCUUCAGGGAUGGAUCUGUUUCUGUCCAUGUUCUAUUCCAUAGUGCCUCCAGCCACGAACCCCAUCAUCUACAGCCUCAGGAAUGGAGACCUGAAGGCCAGUCUGGGAAGGAUGUUAUGUGGGACAGGGUCCAACAAGAGAGAAAUGUUUGCUCGUCCAUUAGUCCUUUAG